This is a messenger RNA of Cygnus atratus (black swan), 1514 nucleotides long. It is a transcript of the gene CA9, whose product is annotated as carbonic anhydrase 9. The transcript has 11 exons. NCBI's taxonomy places the organism in Eukaryota, Metazoa, Chordata, Aves, Anseriformes, Anatidae. The record is from RefSeq and is a predicted model, not a curated record. The coding region runs from base 239 to 1354 and encodes 371 amino acids. Gene Ontology annotation, molecular function: carbonate dehydratase activity; zinc ion binding. Gene Ontology annotation, cellular component: plasma membrane.
CCGGUGCGGGGGGCGGCGGCGGCGGCUCACCUGGCCGUGCCGGGCGGCGGCAGACUUUGCCUCCAGCCUCUAUAAAAGGUAACGGCGGCGUGAGUCAGGGCCGCCUCUUCCCCCGCCCGCUCUCACGUACGCGCGGCCGCCCGGGCAGCGCACGGAGCCGCCGUCCCGUCCCGUCCCGUCCCGUCCCGUGCCGCAGCGCCCCGCACCGCACCGCCCCGCACCGCGCUCCCCGCCGGAGAUGAGGCUGCGGGUCUCCGUCCCGGUCCCGAUCCCGGUGCUGGUCCUGAUCCUGGCCGCCACGGGCCGUGCCGCCGCCGGGCACGGGCACGACGACGAGGAGUCCCUGCACUCCGAGGAAAGAGGUCCUGGUGACAGCCACUGGAGCUAUGAAGAACCAGAGCGCUGGGGCGAGCCCUACCCGGCCUGCUUGGGCACCAUGCAGUCUCCCAUCAACAUCGAGACGGAGAAGACCAUCUUCAGCCCCCAGCUGCGGCCCAUCCAGCUCUCCGGCUACAGCCUGCCCGCCAGCAAGAAGCUCAAGCUGAAGAACAACGGGCACACAGUUGUCCUGGAGCUGCCUGAGUCGCUGGCCAUCACGGGCGGCUAUGCCCAGCAGUACCAAGCCGUGCAGCUGCACCUGCACUGGGGAUCCCCGACGACAGCCGGCUCCGAGCACACCGUUAAUGGGAAGCGUUUUGCUGCGGAGCUCCACGUGGUCCACUACAACACCAAGUACGACAGCUUCAAGGCAGCGAUGGCCCAGCCGGAUGGGCUGGCCGUGCUGGGAGCCUUCCUGGAGGUCGGGCCGAGGGAGAACCCAUUCUACCAGGAAAUACUCAAGUAUCUCCACAAAAUCCAAAGAGAAGAUGAGGAAGUCCUGGUGCCCGGGUUCAACAUCGCGGGCUUGCUGCCCGACAGCCUGCACCUCUAUUUCCGCUACAACGGUUCCCUGACCACCCCUCCCUGCUUCCAGUCGGUGACGUGGAUGGUCUUCAACCAGACCGUGAUGCUCUCCCAUGACCAGAUCUUGGUGCUGGUGACAAGCCUGCAGUACGACCACAGCAAACCCCUGCAGAACAAUUUUCGGCCGCCCCAGGGCCUGCACAAGCGGUGGGUGCUGGCGAGCUUCGAUCCCACCUUCUCCCGGGAGAGGCAGGUGCCCACGGCGGGACAGACCAGCUCCUCCUUUCAUGCAGGGGACGUGCUGGCUGUGGUCUUCGGGGUGCUCUUUGCCAUCACGGCGCUGGCCUUUGUGUUCUACGUCUACAAGCACCGCAGCCAGAACGCACGGCUGGACUCGCCCACCAAAUCCAAGGUCAUCUACACGGCGGCCACCACCGAGAACACAGCGUGAGCCCCGCGGCUCAGCCCCGUCCCCUCGCUCCCGCCCUGAGCUGGGGGGGCACCAUCCUCCCCCAGCUGCACGGACUGUUCACCUGGGGCAACACCCGGCCCCAGCAGAUAUUUUUGUUACAAAAAACGAUAAAAACUUUAAUAAAAAAGGCCAAAAAGCU